Messenger RNA from Drosophila ficusphila, 877 nucleotides. Its product is annotated as apolipoprotein D. The transcript is spliced from 6 exons. Gene Ontology annotation, molecular function: pigment binding. Bases 60 to 734 code for a protein of 224 amino acids. The record is from RefSeq and is a predicted model, not a curated record. Lineage: Eukaryota; Metazoa; Arthropoda; Insecta; Diptera; Drosophilidae.
AGAUACGACAGAAAUUAAGUUUAGAGGCGAGAUAUUAUAUCACUUGGUUCUAUUCCACGAUGAAUCACCAGACGAGCUCACACCUGGUGCUGCUUAUCUUGAUGGCGGCAAAUGGAUUUUGGCUAGCAAGUGGUCAAGUCGCACUCCCAGGCAAGUGCCCCAAUGUUACGGUCUUGGACACUUUCGAUGCGGAGGCGUACAUGGGCGUUUGGUAUGAGUACUCGAAGUAUCCAUUUGUUUUCGAGAUCGGCAAGAAAUGCAUAUACGCCAACUACAGUAUCAUCGACAACAAUACAGUGUCUGUGGUGAAUGCAGCUAUCAAUCGAUUCACUGGCAAACCAUCGAAUGUCACUGGACAGGCAAAAGUGCUUGGACCUGGUCAACUGGCAGUGGCUUUUUACCCGGGCCAGUCAUUGACGCAGGCUAACUAUAUAAUAUUGGGCACCGAUUAUGAAUCUUAUGCCGUCGUCUACAGCUGCACAAGUCUAGGGCCCAUUGCGAAUAUAAAACUCGUUUGGAUCUUAACUCGUCAGCGUGAGCCUUCAGCGGAGACUGUUGAUGUGGCCAAGAAGAUCUUGGACGACAAUGGGAUUUCGCAGACAUUCCUCAUGGACACAAUUCAGAAGAAGUGCCCCCAGCUGGAGGGCAAUGGCACUGAGUUGGCCGGAGAUGACGACCUCGACGUGGAUGACUUUGUGACCACUGUGGUGCCAGAAGCCAUCCAAAAGGCAUGAGAAUGGCUAAGACGCUUCUACGAGCGUCUCUACGAUAUUUUCAUGAACUUUCUGAACUACUAAACUUGUUAAUAUUUGUUAAUAUAUCGCUAGGUAACUGUUUUUGAGGGGAAUUAAAACGAAUAUAUUCGAUGAAAGCAUUA